UCCAGGAGCUGCAGUGUUUCAGGUCUCACUCGAAUGCUAUUUAUCAGCUUGGAUAUAAAUCGUUGUAAAGUCAAACUUCGCAGAACAAAUUUUAAAGGCUUAAUCAUCUGUCUUAUCGCAGGAGAAGUCCUCUCUUAAGACUGCUGGAGAUCUAAAGGAAGAUCAACGCUGACUUGGAGGGAUUGAUCGGUAGAAUCGAUGCAGAAUGUAGGAGAAAUUUAACAAGCUCAUCAACGGUUCUUAAACACACACGGCAACGCACCACCGGCCUUGAGGCAUCAUCUGUCUUCUUGACUUUCUACGCCAAGGAAUGGUUUGCCAAAGCUCUACUUUAAGAAGUCACAGAACGUUAUUAUGACCGGACAUAUACCGAAUUAUAACUACGGUUGUGGAAGUUAUGGUUAGCCAAAUUCGAACGGGCAUACCGCUAGUGCGAAUUCGAUCGCUUUGGUGUAAAGCAUCGCUUGUGUCUUGGAUAUCACUAUGGAUGUUUGCUGCAAGUGUUUCUGCGGGAUCAUCGUACACAUUCCACGUACAAGAGGAACAACCUCCAGGAACUUAUGUUGGGAAAGUUGAUGGAGCAUCGGCCUUCGAGGGGAGUCCAAAACAAUUUGGAUUUAACUCUAAUACCGGAGUUAUUUCCACAACGGCUCGCAUUGACCGCGAGACAACAACACAAAUAUCGCUUCAACUUCGAACGCUAAAUCCAUCAAGUCAACCUAUAAGUGUUCAAGUCCAAGUUGAUGAUAUCAAUGACAAUGAGCCGCGGUUUCCAACGCUUUAUUAUACACUUAGAAUUCGCGAAUCCAUGGAUGUAAAUACUACAAACCCCAUCAAUACAGCAACCGACCCAGACGCCGGAAACAAUGGGACAGUUGAUUAUGCGAUUGCUUCUGGAGACAACACUGCGACUUUUUCGCUCGGUACAAAAGCAUGUCCAACAGGCUCCACUCUUUGUGUUAUCACUAAGAAACCCCUGGAUAGAGAAACUACAGAUUUUUACCAACUGAAUAUCACUGCAACUGACCGGGGGACUCCUGCGUUGAUGGGUUAUUGUUUGAUAAACAUAACAAUUCUUGACGAAAACGACCACGCACCAGUUUUUACACAAAACUCGUAUUUGGGUUCAAUCGCCGAAAAUACUAAACCGGGAGUUAGUAUAUUGAGGGUUUCUGCCGCCGAUAGAGAUUCGGGUUCUAAUGGUGAUAUUAAAUAUGCGAUUGAUUGGGAUGCAAUCCAGUCCAAUUCAAUUUUUGAUUUGGACUCUUCUACUGGCGUAAUAAGAACUAAACAGAACUUGGAUUUCGAAGUAAAAAAUUCGUACACAUUCAAUGUUAUCGCUUCCGACGGGGGUGUUCCAUCGAAAAAUGAUCUUGCUACUGUAACUAUAAACGUCCUAGAUACGAACGAUAAUUCACCACAACUAAAAAUUACAUAUUUGCCACCUCACAAUGGGGAUAAGGCAAUAAGAUCCGAAAACUCCCUAAUCAAUACAAAUAUUGCAUAUAUUCUUGUCACGGACAAAGAUUCAAACACUAACAGUCAAACAGAACUUAAAAUUACCAAUGGAGAUGACGAAGGAUGCUUCAAAGUUGAGUUUCUUGGGUUUUACUUCAUACAAUUACAGAAACCUCUUGACCGUGAACUUGUCCCAUUUUAUAAUUUAACUCUGAAUGUGACAGACAAGGGUGUUCCUUCACGAAGUACACUUGGUUUUGUACUGAUAGAUGUUACAGAUGUGAAUGACAACUCUCCUGCAUUCACAAGUAAUGCCUACACUGCUAAUAUUAGUGAACUUGCACAGAAUGGGAGCUAUGUCUUGCAGUUAAAUGCUACUGACCCUGAUGAGGGCGAUAAUGGCACUGUUACCUACUCUAUAACAGGUGGCAAUGAUCUAGGGUGGUUCCAGGUUGAUUUCCAAUCAGGACUUGUUACAACGGCAAAGCCAUUGGACCGGGAGCAAGUGUCAUCUGUCACUAUUACAAUAACUGCACAGGACCAUGGUUCAGCCCCUAAAACUGGAUCAACUACAGUUACUGUGACAAUCAUAGAUGGCAAUGACAAUAAACCACGCUUCAUGAAGAGUUUCUAUAAAGGUACAAUAUCAGAGGGUGCAAGCAUAGGAGCAACUGUUCUACAGGUUUCAGCUACUGAUGUGGACAGUGGUGAUAAUGGUAGGAUAACAUACGAAAUAUCAUCUAGUGAUGCACAGGUGAAUGGCCUGUUUGAAUUGAAUACACAAACUGGAGUAUUGAGGACAAAAAGUCAACUUGACCGUGAAACCAAGAGCUUAUACUCAUUCACAGUGUUAGCAAAAGAUCAUGGUGACCCACAAUUGAUGUCAAGUGUGAAAGUGGAAUUGACAAUCUCAGACAUAAAUGACAAUGCACCAGUGUUUUACCCUGUUGAGUAUUUUGCAAGCAUCAUGGAGAACGAACCCCCAGGGAAAUUACUGCAGGUGACUGCUACAGAUGCCGAUGAAGGCACCAAUGCUGUUAUCUCUUAUGAUAUAAUAGGAGGUAAUAACAAUGGGAACUUCUCAAUUGACUCGUCUACUGGAGUCAUCAGCACUCUUGCAUCUCUUGAUCAUGAAGUUGAGGAGUUCUUUUCUCUCAUAAUCUCAGCAAAGGAUGGUGGUAAUAAGUAUGCAGCCAAGACUGCAGUUGUUAAUGUGACAGUUCUCAACAAAGCUGACAACCUUCCAGUAUUUCUAUACGAGAUGUACAACUUCACUGUUUACGAGAAUGUCCCCAAAGGAACUCUUGUUGGGAGGGUCUAUGCAACAACAAAGGAUAAGAAUGGAAGUAUUAGCUAUGCUAUUGUCUCUGGAGAUCCAACAAAUUUGUUUUUGGUAGACUCCACUGGGGGUAUUAUCAAGAUUAAUGGGGAUAUGGACAGAGAGGAGAAAGCUCAGUACUUGUUGGCUGUCAUUGCAAGAGUUGGUACUGUCAAACCUCUGUCUGCUCAAGCUACUGUGAACAUUGAAGUGCUUGACCGUAAUGACAACGCCCCACAGUUUUCUACCUCUAGUGUGAUUGUUGACAUUGAUGGUACCUGGUUAGUUGGUCAAGUUGUUUAUAAUGCUGCUGCAGUUGAUUUGGAUGCUGGUAAAAAUGGCUUGGUUCGAUAUCAGCUCACCUCUAAUGCUGAGGGAUUACUCUGGAUCAAUUCGACAUCUGGAGUCAUAAAACUGGCAAGGAAGUUGACAGAUGGUGAUGAGACACAAUAUACAGUGCAAGUACUUGCAUCAGAUUCUGGCUCACCACCUCAACACAGUACUAUGACAAUUCACAUUACCCUGUCAAUUAACCACCCACCCAAAUUUACCCUCAGUUCCUAUGUCACACAUGUUUUGGCAUCACAACCGCUAAGCUACCAGUUCUUCUAUGUUGUUGCAGUUGAUCAAGAUUCAGGGAAAAAUGGACAACUAUUUUACAGUAUUCCUCAGGGUAAUGAGGAAGGGCUCUUUGGAAUAUUUCCUGGUGGUAAGCUUUACAUCAGAAAAUCCUUACUCCAAGCACUCAAGGGGUCCUAUGAUCUUAUCGUCAGGGCAACAGACGGAGGUGUGCCAUCCUUCAGUGCUAGUGUUCCUGUCACUAUUUACAUCCAGGACUCAAAUGAUCACCGAUCCUUAUUUGUAAAUAACACCUUCAGAUUUGCUGUCGCAGAAAAUAGCAGCCCUGGAACUUUGGUUGGAACAUUGGUUGCUCAUGCACUUGACCAUUCUAGAACCAAGGACAUUGUGUAUUCUUUAAUUAGUAGUGAGAGUCACUUUGCUGUUGAUGUUCGGAGUGGCCAGAUCACUACACGUGUAAGACUUGAUCGGGAGGAGCUGAUAAAGAAUACAGGUAGUAAUGUGUACAUCAUGCAAGCUGAGGCCAUGUAUAAUGACACUACAAUCAAGCGUGACAAGGCAAUAGUUAUUGUUACUGUUACUGAUCUUAACGAUAAUGCACCUGUCUUCGGCCGUGCUGUGUAUGCUAUUACGGUCAGUGAGCUCUCUUUACCUGGCUCGCCAGUGUUCAGGAUAAAGGCUAUGGAUGCAGAUAAAGGAGACAAUGCAAAGUUCUUUUAUUCACUUGUGUCUGGCACUGGCAUGGACAAGUUUUUUAUCAAUAGCUCAACUGGGGAACUCCAUCUCAGCAAGACUCUUGAUAGGGAAACUACCAGCAGUUAUAACCUAGUAGUGAAGGCAACUGAUGCAAGUAAUGCCAACUUGUAUUCAACUGCAAAGAUUGAGAUCACAGUAGGCGAUUCUAAUGAUCAGAUACCAGUGUUCCCUGAAUCGAAUUACACUGUGAAUAUCACUGAAGAUGCUCUGAUUGGAUCACUGGUUAUUAAUCUCAAUGCUUCUGAUAAGGACAUUGGACAGAAUGGACUCAUCAAAUAUUCUAUAAGUGAUGGUAAUCUUGCUGCAAUGUUUGAUGUGGAAAGUGCUACAGGAAGGCUGAUUGUGGCAAAAUCACUGGACUUUGAAACCACUCAGCUGUAUGAGUUAACCAUUACAGCUCAGGAUCAUGGACUUAUCCCACUCUCUUCAACUGUUAAUGUGACCGUUAAUGUUCUUGAUGUGAAUGAUAAUGCACCAUUAUUUCCAACUCAGCCAGUGACAUUGACAGUACAAGAGAAUGUGAAUACUGGGUUCCCUGUGGGGCGGUGCACCGCAAGCGAUAGGGACACUGGUACCAAUGCUCACAUCGCUUUCAGUAUGUACAGCCAGACUCCAUCCAAGACCUUCAGUGUCAACUCUGCGACCUGCGAGAUCACCACCAUUGCUGCUAUAGAUCUGGAAACAAUGCCUGCUGGAAGGGACUCCUUCCAGUUGGUUGUCAUGGCAACAGACCAGGGGUCGCCAAAGCUGUCGACAAGGAAGUCGAUUACAGUGCAAGUGACAGAUGAAAAUGAUAACUCACCAGGUUUUGUUUCUCCUCCUGCCGCAGCUGCCGGGAGUAGUUUAAAUGUGAUGACCAUAACUGCUGAGGACCCUGAUAGAAAUUCAAACGGGAAGGUCACCUAUUCAAUCAUAAGUGGAAACAAUGGCUACUUCAAUCUACAUCCGUCCACUGGUCAGCUCCAAAUGAUUCAUCAAAUUCCAGACAACCCCACUAUCUACCAACUCACCAUCCAAGCCAGCGACGGAGGACAACCAUCUCGACAGACUCAGACGGUCGUCUCUGUGUUCAAGGAGGGUCCUAUUGGAGGUGGACCAACAUUUAGCAGCGCUGACUACCAGGGAAGCGUCACUGAAAACAAAGUUGCGGGGACAAGUGUUGUCACAGUGCUAGCUGCAUACCCACAAAGCAGCUUAAAUGGUAACAUUGAGUACUACCUUACAAGUGACUCAAGCAAGGGAGGCUUUGAGGUUGUUAAAAGUACGGGCGUAGUGAAGACUACCAGGGGUAUCGACCGUGAGGGCAUGGGGGCUUCAUUCAACCUUGUUGUGUAUGCCGUAGACAAACAGGGCCCUAGUGCACGCACCUCAUCCGCAACAGUCACCAUAACAGUGCAAGAUGUUAACGACAACGCCCCUGUAUUCACAAGUGAUGAAUUCACUGUGAGCAUUGCAGAGAAUGUUGAUGAUGGCACGACAGUGAUUACGGUGACUGGCACAGAUCCCGAUGCGGGUGAUAAUGCCAAGGUCAGUUAUGCAACCUCUGGCGGUAGUCAUGGGAACAAGUUUGCAAUCGAUGCAUCUUCUGGUAGGAUCUAUACCACUGGGACCUUCGACAGGGAGACUAAAGACGACUACAGCAUCAAUGUCACCGCCAGUGACCAUGGAAACCCUUCAAAGUCAUCCACAUGCGUUGUCCUGGUAACUGUUGCAGAUACCAAUGACAACUCGCCCAAGUUUCCCGCAUUACACUAUGUUUUUGAUAUCGCGGAGGAUGCAGCUGUUGGGGCCAGUAUUGGGACCGUUUCAGCUUCUGAUGCGGACAUUGGAGAGAACGCCCGACUGACUUACAGUAUUGUGAGCCCAGAAAAAGCAACUUUCUCGAUGAAUCCAGUCACAGGUGAGAUCACCGUUGGACAGAGGCUUGACCGAGAAGGGGUGGAACAUUACCUACUAAAUGUCACCGCUACGGAUAAUGGCCGGCUGAACACCAACGACGCAUCGGUCGAUGUUUACAUCAACGUUCUGGACGUUAACGACAAUGCUCCUCAAUUCGAAGCCGCUGUGUACCAUGGAGAGAUCUCGGAGUCUGCUGAUAAACUCACGCCCAUUGUCACAGUCAAGGCUAUCGAUAAGGACUCGGGCUCGAACGGCAUCGUGAAGUACAGUCUGAUAUCAGGGAAUGAUGGAGACGCUUUUACGAUUCUUGGUAAUGGAACCAUUGUGAAUGCUGAGGUGUUGGAUAGGGAGAAGAAAAGUACAUACAAUCUUGAAGUACGUGCUGUCGAUCAAGCCACUUCUGGUGGUCUUGAGGGCGUUACACGUGUUGUUAUCAACGUGACAGAUGUCAACGACCAACCUCCGGAAUUCACCUCCGCCUCUGUCGCACAUGUGUCCGAAAACUCAAGGGUCGGUGAUGUGGUAUUGACUGUGAUAGCGGUUGAUGCUGACGAGGGAUCGAACGGAGAUGUGGUCUAUAGUUUGGGUCUCGAUAUUGGCGCACCGUUCAGUCUCGGGUCCAAAGAUGGCGUCUUGAGAGUGUCCGGAUCAAUGGACCGAGAGAAAAAGGCAAACUACAGCAUACGAGUAACUGCCACUGACUUGGGAACACCACCACUAUCGGCUAGUAUGGAAAUCACAGUUAUUGUAGAUGAUUAUAACGACCACAGACCAGUGUUUUUAUCUCAUAUUGGAACCGUAUUUAUUGACGAGAAUGCUUCACCGGGAACUGAAAUUAUCACACUACAGGCCGUGGAUGGCGACUCGGGCGUUAAUGCAGAGAUUCGCUAUGCUUUUGUGACGGGAAAUAGUAACAAUUCCUUCACCAUCAACUCCAUCACCGGUAGACUCCGCACAGCAAGAAACCUAGACCGUGAGACGACUCCUAGGUUCACCUUAGAAGUCCUCGCUUAUGAUCUGGGAGUCCCGAGGAAAGAUAGCGUGACAAACGUCACGGUGGUGUUACGUGACGUCAACGACAACCAACCUGUGUUCACAAUGUCAGAGUAUGCUGCAGAAGUGAGUGAGGGUGUAGUUGAGUCGAACAUCGUGACAGUGGUAGCUGAAGACCGGGAUAUCGGCAGCGAUGGCUCAGUCACGUACCGUAUCACUCAAGGGAGAGAAGGUGGACUCUUUGUCAUCAACGAAAACACGGGUACAAUAGGGAUUACCGCUAAAUUGGACCGGGAAACCAAAUCUAAAUAUACCCUACGCGUUCAAGCGACUGAUGGUGGUAGUCCGGCACUUUCCUCAGAGGCUGAUGUCAUUGUGAACGUCCUGGAUCAAAAUGACCACGCCCCUGUUUUCACCCCGGCCACGCUGACUGUGAAGGUUCAAGAGGACACAGGAUCAGGUACCACUGUGAUCAAAGUGUCUGCCGUUGAUGGUGAUGUUGGCUCUAAUGCCGAUGUGACCUACUCGUUGAAGUACAGCUUCAGCCGGUUCAGCAUCGAUAGCAAGACUGGCGUGAUCACGACAGUCAGACCGCUGGACAGGGAAAUAGCAGGCCAGCACAAACUUGAGGUUCUGGCCAGUGAUGCUGGCAAGCCGCCCUUGCAAGGGAAACUCGACCUCGAUAUCAUCGUGGGGGACAAAAACGACCAUGAUCCAGAAUUUCAGCAGUCCCAAUUCCAGGCCACUAUUUCUCAGUCGGCUCCUGUUGGUACAAUAGUCUUCGUCCUCUCUGCCCGUGACGAAGACACCGGUGAGAACGCAGAGUCGGAUUACUCCAUAACAAGCGGUAACGAUGCUUCUGUGUUCAGCUUGAACGCGCGCAGUGGAGUGAUCUCAGUAUCAAGGACUGUACCGUCCAGUCCGGCGCAGUACUCCUUGAAGAUCAAGGCCGCGAACCGUAACGCCCCCGGACGCACCGAUAGCGCUACCCUACAGAUUACCGUCUCAAGCGCUGUAUUCCCGCGUUUUCUCCACCCCGACCAGUCGAUUUCUAUCUCUGAGCUCACCCGAGUGGGAAUGGAAAUACUCACUGUUAACGCCACCGGUCAUACCACAUUUGAUAUCGCUGGCGGUAACCAUGGCGACGCGUUUGACGUAGACGCAGUGCAAGGUGUUGUGAAGGUGAAAACUCCCCUGGAUUAUGAGAGGUACCCUAACUACACCCUGAUCAUCGGGGCCUAUGAUGGCAGCGUUCCGCCGCAUGUGGGAUACGCGCGGGUGGUGAUCACAUUACAAGAUGAAAACGACAACGUGCCUGUGUUUAGCCAAAGAGUGUAUACUGCGUAUGUGCCCGAGGGGAAGUCUGCUGGAGUGUCAGUUCUUACAGUGCUGGCGUCUGAUGAGGACUCUGGUGUGAAUGCCGGGGUGGAGUACCACCUGGUAGGGAGUGACCCAUUCCAGGUCUCGCGCACCACCGGGCUGGUCACCACUUCCGAUGUUCUGGACCGUGAGCUUGUCGGAUCAUAUACGCUAAAGGUGCGUGCUGAAAACCCUGGGAACAGAUCCAUGGCGAGCGAGGCGAUAGUACACGUCACAGUUACUGACAUCAACGACACCCCGCCCACCUUACAGCAGCCGCUGACUGCCUCUGUCUCGGAGCAGGCUCAAGCCGGGGAUCUGGUCCUGCAGUUGCACGGUGAUGACAAAGACGAGCCGGUAAAUUCCCCGCUACACUACGGUUUCUUGCCGAACGGAAACCCCGGGGGCGUGUUCGCUAUUGGGGCACUCAGUGGCAACAUCACACUUGUGAAAAAUCUGGACAGGGAGACCAAAUCAUUGUACUCGCUGGAAGUAUUUGUCAACGACAGUCUUCAUGUCACGCAAGCGACCGUUAAGGUCACGGUCACUGACAUCAACGACAACCCCCCGAAGUUCCUCCUUUUACCCUAUGUUACGCAACUUCCGGAAGACUCGGCUGUCGGCGUAACAGUCAUGAACGUAACGGCGGUAGACGCAGAUGAGGGCACUAACGUGGAGCUCAACUACGAAUUCCUGCUCUCCCCCUACGGUAGCUUUUUGGCCGUCGACGCAAGAACAGGGAUGAUUACGCUGAACCGAGCAAUCGCCUUCAAACCUUUCUCUGCAUUGCCAAACCCAAACAUUUACAAUCUGACUGUCCGCGCGCGCAAUAUCUACCCUCCUCAUUACAAGGCCGACGCGGCCAUUCAGAUCGAGGUCCUGGACACUAAUGACCACGCCCCUGUCUUCGUCAAGUCCGUGUACUUGUUGUUUGCCGUCCAAGACGCCGGAAGUGGCGUCAGCAUUGGCCGGGUGGAGGCAGUGGACAAGUUUGAUUACGGUCCAAAUGCGCUAGUUCGUUAUGAGGCGAUAAGCGGAAACGGGACAGGGAGGUUCAGGGUGGCUCCCGAAACAGGGGAGGUGCUUAUCGCCAGCAGCCUCAGAGAUGAUGUCAACAAGACUUAUUACAUCCGUGUCCGAGCUUCGGACAUGGGCCAGCCAAAAAUGUCGGACACUGCCGGCGUGUACGUGGAGGUGACUGAGCGAAAUUUACACCCGCCUGUGUUCAGCAAAGCGGUUUAUCAGACGAGUGAAAAUGAAGACAUCGCGGUAGGGAGCGCACUGUUAACUGUCACCGCUACCGAUAGGGACUUCGGGCGCAAUGGGGAGAUCUCUUAUGAUAUCAUUGCUGGGAAUUCACAAGAGUAUUUUGGAAUCGGGCUAACGAAUGGUUCUCUCUACGUAUCGAAGCCUCUAGACUAUGAACACCAAGAGAAUUAUUCGCUGAACGUGUCGGCGACAGACGGAGGGAAGGAACCCAAGACGAGCUACGCGACAGUGCGGAUCACCUUGCGGGACGUGAACGACAACAACCCUGUCUUCUCACCAAUUGAGUACCGGUGUGAGCUAGCCGAGAACACCACACCGCGGUCAGUCGUGGUGUGCAGCGUGCGGGCCACCGACCGGGACGAACGUGGCCAACAAUCCGUCCGGUAUAGCAUCCUAGGGGGGUCUGGUAAGGAUAAGUUUGUCAUUGAUGAAAGGACAGGAGAGAUACGUGCAACAGUGGAAUUCGAUUUCGAAGUGACAAUGAGCAGUUUCCUUAUGAUAGCCGCAAAAGACGAGGGGCUCUCGCCACAGAGAACAGCCGACCCGCCGGCUAGUGUCCACAUACUCAUAACCGGUGUGAACGAGUUUUUACCUGUUUUCGUGCAAUCUGUGUUUACUGCGACUGUCGCGGAGAAUGCACCUAUUGGGCACUCUGUUUUGCGGGUGUCAGCCACGGAUAAGGAUAAAGGUCCGGAUGGAGUGGUCCUCUACCACCUACUGGGGUCCGAUAAUCAACAGGGGUUCGACCUUGAUUCCAACACCGGGACCCUGAGCGUGUCCGGCGACCUUGAUAAUGAGCGGGCGGGAAUUGUCACCCUUCGAGUCAUCGCCAAAAACCUCUUUCAGAACUCUGUCACGCCAUCCAGUGUAGCUCACGCAACCAUUGUCGUGACCGUCACGGAUGCAAACGACCCGCCGCGAUUCCUGAAGAGUGUUUACUCGGCGCACGUGACGGAAGGGUCACGCAUUGGGCAUGUCGUGACAAACGUGACAGCCGUUGAUGAUGAUAGCGAUAUCAGAAGUAUUAGGUAUGGGAUCAGUGCGGGUAACACCGGCAACGCAUUCGUCAUGGAUGCCGUGACGGGAUUCGUGCGAACAGCCGCCGAGCUCGACCGAGAAGCAAUCGCCGAGUAUCGACUGACCGUGACAGCUACCGACAACGGCACGCCUCCUAUGACUGGUAACGCAACGCUCGUUGUUACGCUGGACGAUAUCAAUGACAACCCACCCCACCUGACUCCGUUACCAUGCAUUGGUCGUGUGACGGAAAAUAAACCACAGGGCACCCAAGUUAUGACUCUUAAUGCCGAGGACCCCGAUCUGGAUCCGAACAGAGGUCCAUUCAAAUACAGUAUUUCCGGUUCCGAUUAUGGUAGCUUUCGGUUGAAUGUGUCAUCAGGAGUAGUGUCGACGGUUAAGUCGCUGGAUCGGGAAAAACAAGACGCUUAUAACAUCUCCAUAAAAGUGACUGACGCCCGCGGGCUGUCAGCAGUCAACUUCUGCAUGAUACACGUCGAGGACCAGAACGACAAUCGCCCCAAGGCUACGUCACGUGACGUCUACGUUCAUACCUUCGAGGGCAAGUUUCUUGGAGGCGUGGUUGCUGACGUGCGGCCUGAUGACCCGGAUAUUGAUGACCCUAUGACAUGUGCACUACUAAACCCCCCGCAGAAUAACAUCUUCAGCUUCCCCCGCGGCAACUGCGAGUUGAGCUCGCUGGCCUAUUCCCAGGACGCCCGGUUUGAUCUAUCCGUGAACGGUUCAGAUGGCUUGGGUGCUGUUACAUACCUAAUCACGCUACGCUUUUUGGGAUACACGGAGACGACGUUGCAGCAGGGCGUGGUGGUGCGGUUACGAAACACCAAUACCAGGGACUUCCUGGCCAACUCCUACCACAAGUUCACUAGUGCUGUCAACGCGACUCUACCUUCUGGUUACUCCUCACAGAUCAUGAGUGUAGACUCCUCAGGAGAUGGAUUAGUAGACGUGCUGGCGUCUGUGCGCCAAGGAGGGACGCUGAUGAUACGGGAUCGAGUGUCUGGCCAUUUAAAGGACAAACUAGUUUCCAGUAGUGCUUUAGACAUCGCCACUGUAGACUACAAUCCCUGUACCACAAGCAACCAGUGUCUGAACGGAGGGGAGUGCAGUAGUGCGAUACAAGCUUCUAGGCGCGGUCACGUGGUCAGCUCUACACCUGUUGUUAUGGUGACGGCGGGAUACACUUGGAAAAUCACGUGCAGCUGUAAGCCUGGAUUCACCGGUUCCCAAUGCGAAGAGAGCGUGAACGAUUGUAACCCCAAUCCUUGCAGAAAUGAAGGGACUUGCACUGAUAACAACGGCUCCUUCAAAUGCUCAUGCAUCCCCGGAUACACGGGCCGCCUGUGUGAAUCCGACAUCGAUGAGUGUUUAACAAACCCUUGCAAACACGCAAGCGCGUGUGACAACACGCCUGGGGGGUACACUUGCACUUGCAAACCUGGAUAUACUGGUCAGAACUGUGACGUUGAUAUCAACUACUGUCAAUCUUCGCCUUGUAUGUAUAACUCUACCUGCAAAGAUCUACCGACCUCGUUCGAGUGUGUCUGUGAUUUCGGCGGUCGGGGGGAACGUUGUGAAAUCUCGAGUUUUGGCUUUGAGCCCGCGUCCUACAUGCUCUUCCCUACACUCCAAGGCGUUAAUCAGAAGACCUACAAUAACAUCACUAUGGAAUUCUCCACCUCGUCUCCAAAUGGCUUGCUGUUUUAUAACACUGAUGGAACCCCGGCGGCGGCCGCGGAUUUCAUCGCGCUUGAAAUCGUAGAGCGCUACCUGUGGUUCUCGUACAAUCUCGGCUACACAGGGAUCCCGGAGGUGAUCAAAAGCGAUCGUGCGGUGACUGACGGGAAGUGGCAUCACGUGACCGUCAUCAGAGACAAGAAGAAAGGCGAACUCCUUGUGGAUGGCUCAAAUAAGAAGACAGGAGAGGUUGACGGCGGAUUCACUCAACUAGAGCUGAAUCAGUCGCCUCUUCUCGUCGGUGGCAUCAAAGACUUCGACGCCUACCUGUCCGACUCCCGUAAACACGUGCGCACGCAUGACUUCGUGGGCUGCAUCCGGGAUCUUUACGUUGACGGCGCGCGCCUUCAGAUGCAUGAAGCUCGGGAGAAGGAAGGCGUGAUGAAUCGCUGUCCAAGGAAGUCCUGGUGCACAUGGAGCCCAUGCGAUAAUGGCGGCACUUGCGUGGACACGUGGUUAGACUAUUAUUGCGAAUGCCCGGAUGGUUUUAGCGGCCGCAAUUGUGAGAAAGCGAUGGAAGCCUUCCGGUUCAGCUCCACCAGCUACCUCGUGUUGACGUUCAAAGAGAGCUACCGCCGCAGCGAAAAGUUGAACAAGCGCCAGCCCGUUUCGGCCAGAAAAAGACGCGCGGUAGACUCGGUACUAACAGAUUACGUGAGAUUACGUCACGCGAGUCGGCGCCAGGUCUCCGUGGGUCGGGAGAGACGAGCAGUGUCCUCGGACCGCGAGGAAUUCUCUAUUCGUUUUCGUACUCGUCAAAAUGGUCUGCUUCUUCUCGCUCAGGACAGCUCUGCGGAUUACACCAUCGUACAGAUCGCCUCUGGAAAGGUCACUUACUCGUUCCGCGCGGGCGAAGCCUCGCAGACCUUAACCGUCACCACCUUAGACGUCACUAACGGCAACUGGCAGAACGUGACAUUAGAGCGUGACGCCAGGACUAUCAGGCUAGCCACAGGAACGGAAUUCACGCAACGCGAAUUCGCCGUCACGCCACACAAUUUUCUCGGCGCUAACAUCCGCCAGUGGUCCCUAGGAGGAGCAACGCAAGUCCCGUCUGGUGUCACGCUAGAGAAGUUCAAAGGAUGCAUGGAGGAUCUGAAGAUUAACGGCGUGAAUACCCCAAUGAACGGCCCCAAUAGAUUUUUGUCCGCGGAGGCGCGGGGCGGAGCCGUAACCGAGGGCUGUGUGACCAGCGGCCAGUGUCAGUCCAGCCCAUGCGCGAACAACAAGGAGAAGACGGCAUGUUAUGAAGACUGGGAUAGCUACACGUGCGUGAGCGCCGCUCCCUGUCAACCAGACCCAUGCAAGAACAACGCAACCUGCAAACCGCAGAAGGACGAGACUUUCCUCUGCGUGUGCGUCGGGAACUACACGGGCGCGCUCUGCUCGAUCCCCCUUGCCUGUCAACUCAACCCGUGCGGGGAGGGGUACGAUUGCUUAGGGGACGGCGCAGGGGGGAGGGUGUGCGUCACUGCUGGUAGAAGAGCGAGUGCUGAUAACUCCACCAAUGUGGGGAUUAUCGCUGCGGGAGUGUUUCUUGCGGUGGUAAUAAUAGCACUCUUGGUUGGAGUGGUAGCUGUGCGGCGCCAGAGACGCCUAAAAAAGCAAUCAGACUAUGACGCAAACCACUGUGAAGACAUCUGCCCGCCCACUGACUUACAAGAUGCGUCCCAGCGGACUUCUCCAUCGCACAGUAGCGACGAUAGCGGAGUAGUGAUCAGAAAUCCUUCCCAGAAAUCCAUGCAUCUUCACUCCUCGACGGACGAGAGUAAGAACAUUGUGAUACAUAAUGUCGGCGCUCCAGAGGAUUACCAGAUCAAGUUGACCAAGUCGGACGAGAGGAUAGAUCACGGCUUUUCUGAAUCCGACGUCGGGGAGUUCAUAAUUAGAAACGACUUCGCGUCUAAACACAGCAGUAGGGACCGGAUAAACCAUGCCAGUAGAGAGCAUAUUAACCACGGGAGUAGGGAUCGGUUAAAUCAACACUCGAAUCAUGGAAGUAGGGACCGGAUAAAUCGCGGGAGUAGAGACCACAUUAACCACGGGAGUAGAGACCACAUUAACCACGGGAGUAGAGACCAAAUUAACCACGGGAGCAGUGAGCAGCUUCACCAAGUGAUUAAACAGAGUACUCCAAUUGAGCAAAAUUAUCGAGCUCCUGCUCCACGCAGGCCACGCACACGCACACCACGAAAUGCACCCGGCUCCCUCGCGCGACAGGUGCUGGAUAGACGACAGUUCGGCCCGCAUCGCUCCGAUCCGCGCAACCGAGGUCCUUCUCACUUGCACCCCCAUCGCAAAUGGAGAACAAAUUCUAUGGAUACCACAAGUAGCGAGGAGCCACAAGACUUCUCCGACACGUGGCCUAGGUCUGACAUUGAUAAUAACUCGGAGCGACUCGAUUAUUACGACAUCGAGGUUGCUAGUAUAGGUCAAAGCGAGGCAAGUUAUCAGUAUGAGCCCAGUAACUUUAAGGACAGUAUGUUGCGGAGGGAAAUGCCAGGACUCUCACCCGCGGAGAUCGAACGCAUUCGCCAACAAAGUAGAAAUCCGCCUUCUGGGAGCUUCCUUGACGCAGUAUCGACGUCUAGCGAGGACGCCCCGACCAUGGACGACAAGUUAUCUAGCCUGAUGGAGCGUGCGGACAGCUCGAGUGAAAGCUCCGAUGAUACAUUUACCUGUAGCGAGUUCGAUUUCGAUGAGAAACCCACGAGUAAAGCUGAGGAGGUGGAGCAGCACGGGACCCCCCACGGGAGCAUGGUAUUCAAUAAGCUUACUAACCCACCCCAUGUGGGGACACCACAGCACGGGUCUCACAACACGCUUAACCUUAGUGAGGAUGAGCUAGUGAUAGCUAAUAGGUUCACACAGCGACCUGUGAACGGUACGAGUGAUGCGUUUAACUGGGACGAUGUGCUCAACUGGGGUCUGAGAUACCAUAACCUCCGAGGAGUGUAUAAAGACAUCGCCGAGCUGCCUGACGAAGAGGGGGAGGAGCCUGAGAAUGAGGAGGAAUAUGUAUGAUUGACAGGCCAAAGAAACUGCGCGAAGAAUACAUGGAUGACUCGCGUAUUUAGUGCCGUGGGGGAAGAUACUCUAGGUAUAUCCUAAUUACCAAGUAUUCUUAAAUAGGUCCAACUCCAGAGCCAUAUAUAUUCUUAAACGUUUAACGCUUAACAGUAGAAAAUCAUGCAAAAACGUUUCUAAGUUUGGAGUAUUUGGCUCUUUUUACAGAUAAAAAUGACUGCAAUACAUGCUGGGUAGAGUAUGUAGGAACCUCUAAGUAUCAUCACACAUGCAUUGAGACUUUCAGUUCAGUACGUUCCUCACUUCGACUUUUUUUACUGUAUUCAUCAGAUGUACCAUUAACUCUUACACACAUUUCGUACUUGCUGCUCGAUAUAUGGAGUGAUAAAAUAGAAAAGACUAUUUUUAUACAGAGAUACAUUCUAGAGAUCUAUAAACAUUGCUGCAUUUGCAAGCAAAGUCAUAGUAUUAACUUAAACUUUUGUGCAUAUUGUAUGACAUAGCAUAAAUAUAGCCUAGCGUUUUAUGAUAUUGGUGUGACGAUGGUUAUUUAUUUAGACUUCAUCCAGACUGUAAACUCGGCCUUUGUAGGUAUAUAUAUUUAGUUGUACUUCUUUUUUUAACAUAGCCAAGGAAGCAAAUAGUUAACAUGUUCAUUGCCACAUAAAUAAUGUGUGCAGCUUAUUGUCAGAUUUUUUUUAAAAUUAUCACCACGGUAAUAAGUAAGUCACUUCAACUUAAGUGGCUGGGUUUGGGUAGCUGAGAAGGAGAGCGCAGUUGACUAAAUCCACCACACUAUUCAGUUUUUAUUGUUGAUCACGACUUCCCAACUUUCGUAUUACAUACAAAGCUUUUAUAAUUGAUAGCGACUUCAUCGUGUAUGUACAUGUGAGAUAUAUGCAUUGCAUAGCUAUAUAUUUGUACAAAUGCAGACCGUUUUAAAAGAUUAAUAAAAUAACUUUCAAUAUAUAAA
Molecule: messenger RNA, 16406 nt
Organism: Nematostella vectensis (starlet sea anemone)
Lineage: Eukaryota; Metazoa; Cnidaria; Anthozoa; Actiniaria; Edwardsiidae
Product: protocadherin Fat 4
Exons: 8
Coding region: 398-15430 (5010 amino acids)
Biological process (GO): homophilic cell-cell adhesion
Cellular component (GO): plasma membrane; catenin complex
Molecular function (GO): cadherin binding; calcium ion binding
Source: RefSeq, a predicted model, not a curated record